AGGUAGGGGCCAGGUUCCUCCCAGAAAGGCUCCACCCUUCCCCAGCUCUUGGAUACAGGGCGAGAUUUCCCAGAGCCCCGCCCCAGGAGGUGGGGGCAGGAGGCUCAGGACAGAGGGACCCAGACGUCGACCUGCUGUGCUUGGGGCAGCAGUCACCGCCACCCAUGGGAAACAGCCACUGCGUCCCUCAGCCGCCUCGGAGGCUCCGGGCCUCCCUCUCCAGAAAGCCCUCGCUGAAGAGAAAUAGAGAGGAUGGUGCGAGGAAGCUGGCUGGUCUGUUUGGCACCGAGGCGGGUCCCGACGGGGACACCACUGCCGACAAGAUCUUCUACUACAUCCCUGGGACGGACAUUCAGAGCCUGGAGAGCCAGCGAGAAAACCUGGAGCAGCCGUUCCUGAGCGUGUUCAAGAAGGGGCGGCGGAGGGUGCCCGUGCGGACCCUGGGCAAGGUCGUGCACUACGCCAAGGUCCAGCUGCGGUUUCAGCACAGCCAGGACACCAGCGACUGCUACCUGGAGCUGUUCCCGUCACACCUCUAUUUCCAGGCCCAUGGUUCCAAAGGACUCACUUUCCAGGGGCUGUUACCACUGAUGGAGUUGAGUGUCUGCCCGCUAGAGGGGUCCAGAGAGCAUGCCUUCCAGAUCACAGGCCCGCUGCCCGCCCCACUCCUGGUGCUCUGCCCCAGCCAGGCCGAGCUGGGCCGCUGGCUCUACCACCUCGAGAAGCAGAUGGCGCUUGUGGGAGGGCUGCGGCGCUGCCACUCGGCGCCCCCACAGGGCCCCCCCGAGGACGAGCUUCCCUGGACUCUGCAGCACAGGCUGACCCAGCUGCGGACGGCAUCUGGGCGCCAAGUGGCCGGCAGGGCCAUCUGCGCAUCGAGGGUCAAGCUGCAGCAUCUGCCCUCACAGGAGCAAUGGGACCGGCUGCUUGUCCUGUACCCGACUUCCCUGGUCAUUUUCUCUGAGGAAGCAGAUGGGCUUUCCUUUAAGGGGGAACUCCCGCUCAGCGCUGUCCACAUCAACCUGGAGGAGAAAGAGAAACAGAUCCGCUCUUUCCUGAUCGAAGGCCGCCUCAUCAACACCAUCCGUGUGCUGUGUGCCAGCUACGAGGACUACAGCCACUGGUUGCUCUGCCUGCAGACCGUCUCCCGCCGGGAGGGGGCCCCCCCACUGCCUGGCCCUGAGGGCUUCCUGGGGUUGCGCAUGCCCACGCAGGUCGUGGGUGGCGGCCGAGGCUCUCUCUCUUCAGAUGGACGGACCAGCUGGGACUCAGGGUGCCCCGCACCCCCCUCCAGCCACACCAGCCACUCCCUCCCUGAGUACUCAGCGCCAUCCACCACAGGCUGCCCUGCCCAGCCUGCACCAGACCAGACCAAUCCUGGCUGCACCGGCAGCAGCGGACAGAGGGCAGAGCUGAGACGAGGUGGCAGCAACCGGUCACCCAGGAGCAAGGUUCGAGGUGAGAGGCCCCGCCCAGCUACCCCGCUGCACCUGGACCUGACCAAGCUGAGCAGGGGGGGCCUGGAGGGCAGCCCUGAGGCCCCAGACCCCUCUCUGGAGUCACCACACUCCCCACUCUACGUUGAUCCCUACACACCACCUGCCACCUCCCACCACAAGAUCACAGACGUCCGGGACCUGGAUGAGUUCCUCAGUGUGAUGCAGAGCUCGCCUGUCCCGGAGCCCUCGGGCCCAUUCUCCUCAGUCCCCGUGUCUGUGCCUGUCCCGGAGCCCAGCUCUGGACUCUCCCAGAAGGGGCCCCUGCAGUCCCAAGCCUCUCAGCGGCACCGAGGCUCCAUCAAGGGCCGGGGGUCCCAGCCCCCAGACCCCCCUGAGCUUGCCUCCUGGGCGAGGGAACUUUUGCCUGGCCCCCUGCUGCCUCCCCCAGACGGCCAUCCCCCCAGGAGCUAUGACAACAUCUGGGACAAGGCUCCUUCUCCCUCCCACCAGCGAUGGCCCCGAGGGGCGCCCGAGGCUGAGGAGGGGCUCAUCCAGUGGAUCUGAUGGCCCUGGGGCAGGCUGCUUCUCAGGACCAUCUGCCAGUGUCAACCUGGAGGGGGUCUGCAGCAGG
Ceratotherium simum simum (southern white rhinoceros) is the source of this 2070-nucleotide messenger RNA. RefSeq names its product pleckstrin homology domain containing N1 (gene PLEKHN1). Gene Ontology annotation, cellular component: cytoskeleton; mitochondrial membrane. Gene Ontology annotation, molecular function: cardiolipin binding; phosphatidylserine binding; phosphatidylinositol phosphate binding. The record is from RefSeq and is a predicted model, not a curated record. Gene Ontology annotation, biological process: 3'-UTR-mediated mRNA destabilization; positive regulation of apoptotic process; response to hypoxia. Lineage: Eukaryota; Metazoa; Chordata; Mammalia; Perissodactyla; Rhinocerotidae.